Molecule: messenger RNA, 726 nt
Organism: Portunus trituberculatus (swimming crab)
Lineage: Eukaryota; Metazoa; Arthropoda; Malacostraca; Decapoda; Portunidae
Exons: 1
Coding region: 1-726 (241 amino acids)
Source: RefSeq, a predicted model, not a curated record
AUGUACGCCGUGACGGAGAGUGUGUUGGGCACCGCUGUGUUCGCCACCACGAUGGGAGUGCGCCAGGGAUCCCCAACAUCUUGUCUUUUGUUUAUUAUAUUUGUUAAUGACCUGAUUAAGUCUAUAAAAGAUAACUGCGGGGAUGAUGGGUUUCUCUCUUGGCUGCAUAUUCUCGUCCUGAUGGACGACACUGUAUUGUUGGCUACCACGAGGGAGAGAAUGCUACAUAAGAUAGGACUUAUGAAAACUUUCUGUGAUAAUUACGGGAUGAAGGUCAAUGAGGCAAAGACAAAGUUUUUCGUAGUGGGAGGAAAUGCAGCUGAUAUGGAGCCCCUACGUGUGGCGGGGUUAGAGGUGCUGCGAUGCCAGCAGUACUCGUACCUCGGGGCCACCUUCACAGCUGACGGCUCGGUUCACCAGGCAGUCAGGACUCACGCCCUGGCUAAAGCAGCCCAUGUCUCCAAGUUCGUAUCUUUCCUUAAGAAAAAUAACGAUAUACCAUUUCAAGUCAAGAAAAGAGUAUUUGAUGCUGCAUUAAUGUCUGCUAUUCUUUACGGCUGUGAGUCCUGGCUGAAUGCAGACUUAAAACUUAUUGUAAAAUUGUAUAACUGGGCCUUAAAGACAUUGUUAGAUGUAAGGAUGACUACUUGUAAUGAUGUCUGCUACAUUGAGUCGGGAAACCCGCCCAUCAAUACAGUGAUAAAGAAAAACAAAGGAAAUAUUUAA